CACGCAUACUAACAUACGAGAAGUGCACGAAAACUUUUUAAUUUCUGUCAGAAAAUAAGGGAAUGGAGUUAUAAUUAGUUUGUUUUAGAAAUUGCCACUUUCGUGGUUUUAACUUGAUUUCAGGCGAUUGUCUAUAAGGCUAAUUCACGAAUUCAUAUGUUCGUAUUUGAAGGAACCUAAACUACAAUACGGUAAUGAGAAAUCAACAUCAGAUUAUAAAGGACAAGUAAGUGCAUGACAUGUUUCAGGAGGAAACAAGAAAGUGUUUUCAGAUAUAUAAAGUAAAGGUAUUUGUAAUUUGGUGUGCAAAUCAUUUCAGAACAUUACUUCUUUAUUGAUUAGGUACCGCAAAAACAGUUAUCCGGCAUGGAAGCUAUAUAACGGUAAACUAUUUUCGUGCUCAUGAAAUGUAAUGCUAAAGACAGAGGACAGAUGGCACUAAAAUGCCGCGCAGCCCUUCGUUAAGGUAAACACAUCGGCAGAUUGCGAUUGAAAAUCGCGGGUUCCUCCAGUGUCCCAUCAUUCCCCCCAAAUCCCUUCCACUAUAGACUGCGGAGCUCAGGUACUGAGUGGCUGAAAUAUUCCUUUUCCGGCUACACCUGCGAAACCCACCAGGAAGUGUGGCACGAUAAAUCCCAAAGUAAUAAUCCUCCUUACCUGGAGGGAGACGGCCGACGCCGAGUGAUGUGCUGGGGAAUGGGGCGGCCGGUUGCAUGACAUUUCCGUUCUCGCUUACCGUUAAAACCGGGAGCCGGGGGCCGAUUUAUGCAGGGUAAACAGACGCCGUCGACUCCCUGCAAGUUUUGGCUUUUGUUUUCGUGCGGUUUGGGCUCUUCGCGAUGGGAUGCUGCGGUAGUGCAGAGAGGGCAAGGAGGGAAUGGAAGCCCCUGGAAGACAGAAGUUGUACGGAUGUCGCUUGGCUCCUCAUCUUCGUAGCCUUCUGUGUUGGCAUGGGCUCCAUCUGUGGCUACGCCAUCAUCACCGGGGCCGCCGGCAGACUUAUAUCUGGCUACGACAGCUAUGGGAACACGUGUGGACAGCCCAAUGCGCAGAUUGAGGGAAUCAAGCUCAGUGGCCUCGACCAGACCGACAAAAAGGUCAGUUUCUUGAUGUGGAGAGUGGUGGGGGUGCGAAUGGUUUUGGAGACUGCCGCAAGGAGGAUCCUUGCUGUCCUUGGCUCCCCCCCCCACCACUCUCUGUCUUUCAGGGAUAAAACCAAACUGCCGGUCACUCCCAUCCUGUCCUCCACCUUCCGGCUGAUCCGUUACCACCUGGGGACGGUGGCCAAGGGGUCCUUCAUCAUCACACUGGUCAAGAUCCCCCGCCUCAUCCUCAUGUACAUCCACAACCAGCUCAAGGGGAAGGAAAACGCGUGUGCGCGGUGCAUGCUGAAAGCCUGCAUCUGCUGUCUGUGGUGCUUGGAGAAGUGCCUAAACUACCUGAAUCAGAACGCGUAUGCCGCCACAGCCAUCAACAGCACCAGUUUCUGCACUUCGGCCCGGGAUGCCUUCGUGAUCCUGGUGGAGAACGCGCUGAGGGUCGCCGCCAUCAACGCCGUGGGUGAUUUCGUUCUGUUCCUUGGGAAGGUGCUGAUUGUGUCCUGCACGGCCUUCGCUGGCGUGCUCGCCCUGAACUACCAGCGGGACUACACGGUCUGGCUGCUUCCGCUCCUCAUCGUCUGCCUCUUCGCCUUCCUGGUGGCCCACUGCUUCCUCUCCAUCUUCGAGAUCGUGGUGGACGUGCUGUUCCUCUGCUUCGCCAUCGACACCAAGCACAACGACGGCAGCACCGGGCGGGAGUUCUACAUGGACAAAGCCCUCAUGGAGUUCGUGGAGAGCAGCAGAAAGGCACUGCCGCAGGAUCGGAGCCGCGGCCGGCUGGAAGAGGGUAAGAGCGAAGGAGGUGACUGCGGGGAGGCGAGGCCCAUGGUGAGUGGCGGCGAGAGUGAAACCCUGCAGGAGUUCCACCUCUACUACCUGUCGGUGGGCGUGUUUGCAGACUGGGCGCUGUCCGAGCGAGCCUUUGUCCUGUGCCUGACUGAGGACGUGCUUGUCUUUCUGUUCGCCUACCUGCCUGCCUCCACGCUGCUCCCGCUAAUCUCGCUGCUGCGGCCCACGCCCGUGCGAGCGUGCUAGCAUGCUAACGCCGCAGCACCUGCAUGUCCACCCUCUCUUUCCGUUUCCAUCUUCUUCAACACAAUAUAUUUUUAGCAUCAUCUUUACUCAUUUGUUUCAUUCACAUGUCUGUUAAUUUUUUUUUUGCAUGUUCCUCCGCCCCCCCAGUCCUCUGAAGAACACUGUGUCUGUUUUUUUUUUUUGGUCUGUCUCUACCUGUUAUCUCUGUCCCGCUGCCUUACCGCUACCGUGCUCCUUUUGAGGAAAAGUGCGGUCGCUUGCCAGAGCAGAAAAUAAACUGUCAUCUGAAGAGGUGUGUGAAAUGAACAGGAAAAAUGAAAGCCCCCCCCCCCCCCCGUCCCCACUUGCUGGCAGCCUGAGCGCAGCGAGGGGUGGGGCUCCUGUUCCCCCCGUUAGCGGCUGCGAUUUUCCCCGACGGCUCCUCGCUGAGUCCGUUACGCCGCCGUUUACCGACUGGCGAGUGAAGCACUGCUUCUCCCCGUACCUGCAGCUUCGGCCCUUCGUCACAGGGGAAGGGGAGGGUCUGGGGGGAUUAAAUCUGCCCCCGUCUGCUGACUUUGCUUGGCGACCAUCCGUGUGUAUUCCAAACAUUAGCUUUCUUUUUGUUUUCUAACCUCCUUCACCAUUGGAAUGCAGUGGUCUCAUCACGCCAUCCCAUGCCAGCGUUUUUGAACAGUUGCUCCUGCAUGCUGUGAAGUGUAAACUGAGCGCAGCUUCUGACAUGUGGACUAAGAUCUUUUUUUUUCCCUCCUUCUUCCCUCCCUCUUUUCUCUAUAGGCUUCAGGCGUCUCCGCUUGACCAAAAUCACCUAAUUGGACGUUUUUUUUAAGACAUUCCAAAUGUUUAUUUUUACCAAUGUGUAACAUGUUUACUAUGGUAUCACUCCAGGGAAUACGAUAUUUUAAUAAGAUACUGUAUAACUACAUAAUGAAGCACUUUAUAUUGAAACUCUGCGGAUUUUAACGGCUGAUGCAUUUUCGUAGUGAUGUCCUUUUUUAUACGACUAAAGAGAGUCAUCUCACCAGACACUGUACUAAACCGUCUAGAAUCCAUGUUUGACUCACUUCGUCUUCGUUCCGUUCCGUUCCGUUCCCCAGGUAUUUAUUUUUACGUGCAGUAGAACUGCAAUCUAUUACAUAUUUGUAAAGUAUCACCUGAAAUAAUUUUACCCAUUGUUGAAACUAUUCAUUAUGCUUUCUUUAAUGUAACAUAUGAACUUCAAGUCCGCGGGGGUGUUUUGAGAGUUCUUGUCCCCCUCCCCCCCCCCCCCUCAACAUGAAGGAGAUCUCAGUGUCAUCUUACACUUGUAGCGAGUUUGAUUAUUUUAUUUUUUUUGUGCCGUCAUGCAUCACGGAAAGCAGCGGGCGUGGUCCGCUCUGGUGGACAGUGACAGCGCUGAACGGAGCAGUCAGUGACAGAAUUCAGUGUUGUUUUCCCGGAGGGGGGGGGAGGGGGCUGCGAUGUCAUCUUUGGAGCAGUUCCCUUCUAGAGAGACAAGCUGAACUGCCCCCUGCCCCCACACAUGCCUCAGCUGGACAGGCAAACAAUCCUACGCAGUGAAUGAUGUCCAGCCUGCCCUAUUGUACUGCGCCAAGAGAGCCAUAGUCGUGUCAUGUGACAUCAGUGGGCGGUGCUUGUUGGUGUGCCAGAGCCGGAGACCCCGGCUGGUACGUGAAAGCGUGUCAAGACGGCAGCAGUGGCCUGCUCACGCUGCACUCCUGUCAGGAUGCCAUGUUGCGUGCAGGGUGCUUGACCUGCUCAUCCGAGUGAUAGUGUUCAGGUUUUGCGUACUGCCUGGUAACCGUGUGCCCCGCUUUUUAAUGGUGAAUCGCUGAACUCUGGUGUGCGAACGCAGUCAAUGCCACUCAAUAGUUUGCCUUAAAAAUAAGGAUUUUAUGACCCCGGCUCUAAAUCAGUGUUUCCCAAUCCGGUCCGUGGGGACCCACAGACAGUCCAUGUUUUUGCUCCCUCCUGGGUCCCUGUCAGAUAGUCCACAUUUUUGCUCCCGGUAGGUGCAGGGAGGGAGCAAAAACAUGGACUGUCUGCGGGUCCGCGCGGACUGGAUUGGGAAACACUGCUCUAAUCGACUAGCUAGAGCAAGCAGAACAUGUGGACUGAUAUGUUCCUGUAGACCUGCAUAUGGAAUAUUGAAUUCCCUAUAAUGGGUGCUUACAGGGGGGAAAAAAAGCUUGUAUAUUAUUUAAUAUGCAAAUUAUUUUGCAUAUUUAUGCAUAUUGUUGAAUUCAUGUGAAUGAAUGUGAGAAUAAGCCAGUAAGUGCAGACGUGGAUUAUCAAUACACUUAAUGUUUUUAUGAUCCGAGUGAAUGUGUGCAGUCAGUGUUUUACUCCGUAGAACAGAACAAAAAUAAAAAAAACUUAGGUUAACUUAAAUAUUAAGGGGUUAAACAUUAAAUGGAAUUUCUUUUCCCUUUGUUAUGUUGUACAAAACUCUUGUGUGCAAAGCAUGUUGAAAAAAAAUGCAUCAUUAGAAAAAACAUUUAAAGGUCAGUAUCUACAGUAUUUACAAAAUAUAGUUUAAAAAAAGAUUGAAAAAGAGCUAGGUCAAAAGAGUCUCAUUGUUACAGUUAGGCGAAAUUGGAGCAGCCCUUUGGUGUUUUUGCAGACAAAUGUUUUAUAUGAGGCUGAAGUUAGAAUUUAUGCAGAUAUAAUCGGUGGGGGGUGGGGGGUGGGGUGGAGGAGACAUCCUACUGAGGACUACGAUCCACACUGCGAGGUCACGGGGGUCGCGGAGAGCACUGACCCUGGAGAUGGAGGUAUCUCCGUGUGCCACUAUUGUCUGCGUGCCAAAACGAGCUGUCCAGCCCAGCGAACAGCGCUGAGCCUGUGAGAGUAAGUGAUGGUGCCAUUUUAUUUAUUUAUUGGUUUCCCCCCCCCCCCCCCCCCCCAUGGCUGAAGCUGUGUCCAGUGGCCCAGUGACGAGCAAAUGGUUGGAGCUGAAAUCACACCACUGCAUUCACGUGACCAACAAAAACGUGUUUUUUUUUUUUGUUUUUUUUUUUUUAAAGAAAAAAGUCACUACCCUGAAGCACUUAUGGUACCUUUUGCAUGGAAGGGUUGUAUGAUUAAUCUAUUUAAGACAAUGGAUAAAAAAAGCGUUAAGAAGAACGAUGUGGUCGGUAGCCUGAGCGAGGUGAUGUUUUGUGGUUCUAGCUGUUAACUGGUCUGGCCCAUCGCUUGAAGAAAGAACAGGGGGGUGAGGCCAUGCUGGUGGCUGGAGGACACCCGUUAGCCGCGCCCGCUAAUCAUGGCUACUAGACUAGCGGCACCAUGCUGGUGGGCGGAGGACACCCGUUAGCCGCGUCCGCUAAUCAUGGCAGCUAGGCUAGUGGCAGCAUGUUAAGGGCACUGUCAUCUGACUCCAUAUCUCUGUAGGCUGUAUUUUUAGGCUGUGAACAGUAGGCCAUUUGAACCACAUGACUAGCAGUGCUAUGAUAGGAUAAUAGCUUUAUUCAGUGACAAGCCACUGUUUUGUCUCCUUUUCCACUUCUGGGGGGGGGGGGGGGGGGGGGGAGGGGGGGACUACGCCUCUGUUGUAGUCAUUGGGAGCGGUGUGCAUAUAAAGGCACUGUUGUGAAUUGAGGGUACAUCAGUUUACUUGUCUGAUGUAACACUAGCUUUUAGCUCUUAACUGCAAUCAGUUGUUUGUAACACUGGACUAAACCUGUUUUUUAUACAUAUUAUUUCUUAUGUAUCUUGUUUUUAAAAAACAAUAAUAAAAAGGAGAAAUUUCAA
Molecule: messenger RNA, 5888 nt
Organism: Paramormyrops kingsleyae
Lineage: Eukaryota; Metazoa; Chordata; Actinopteri; Osteoglossiformes; Mormyridae
Source: RefSeq, a predicted model, not a curated record